AUGAGCUGCUCUAUCAUAUCAGCAACGAUAUGGCUUCUCUUUUAUUUUCAAGCUGUAUCUGGCACCUUCUUGUCCCAGAUCCAGCCAUGCCCUGACUAUUGCGGAGAUAAAGAACCGAAAGAUUGGACUGUCUACUCGUCAUUGACGCCUCUGAGCCAGUGUAGCCAGCCAAUGCUUUUUGACUUUAACAUUCACAGUCCUGUUGACAUAGACACCGUCUUUAAGCUGCGUGCUUGCAAUGCUGGCCAUGCCAUGCCUUCAUCUGUGGCUCACGUUGGCGAGGGCCACACCAACAAGGCCGCCCGCUCCGUUGCAGCUCAUGUAGCACGCGGGAAUGCAUCCGACGGCAGCUCUGGAACGGCUAUCGAGGUUUCGUUUCAAUUGCUGGCUGGAGGGCCUCCAGCAUCCACAGUUACUGAUGAUUACAAAACCAUCCUCUCCGCUGCGCAAAAGCGUCUCCAGAGCCAGGCAAAGAACCAGACUGAUGCAACUAUUCUCUUUGGCUAUUCCAACGGGGUUGCUGUUGGCAUGUUUGUCGGGGCUGGCAUAGAUCCUGCCGCAACUCCUCAAGUUUUUAAAUAUUUACUUGAUCAGCAACCGGGAAGCGAAAUGGUGGUCCAGCUUUGUGAUGACAACCGCACAGGGAACUACGUCUAUGGCCUGUCUGUCAACACGGAUGGCAACAUUAGUUCGAUUCAAAACAAUGUCCUCACCUGGUGGAAUGCCAAGUGUGUGGAGAGGAGCUCUUCUGAUAUCACCAGUCAAUCCUUCAAAGUCAACAUGGUAGACCGGAACUCAGGCGAGAUGACUUCUUCAUCUGUCAAGACUCGCAGAGACGGAACUUGUCGAACUGUCACUGUGGUCAGUCUCGAUUCUUGCGGAAGCCUGGCCUCAGAGUGCGGCAUAUCCGCCAAUGAUUUCGCAACAUACAAUUCGCAGCACACAAAUCUCUGUUCGACCCUCGCCGUCGGAGAAAAGGUAUGCUGCACACCAGGCGGGCUACCCAACUGGCAGCCCUCAGCCAAUUCGGAUGGAACAUGUGUGGUGUACAACGUUCAGCCCGGCGACAACUGUGAUGCCAUUAAGGCCAACUAUGGAUGGCAAACUACCGACCUCAACUCUUUUAAUAACGGGACUACCUGGGGAUGGACAGGCUGUGACCCACUCCAGGCGGGACUCGCCAUGUGCGUUAGCAAGGGAACUCCCCCUUUACCUGCGAGUGUCAGCAAUGCCAUCUGCGGCCCCAUCGUGCCGGGGACAACACAACCUGAUAACGGUACAGCCAUUGCUGAUCUGAACCCGUGUCCACUCAACUCUUGCUGCGACAUUUGGGGUCAGUGCGGCAUCACAGAGGCCUACUGUAACCCUAACAAGGGCCCUACCGGGAACCCGGGAACGGCUCCUCCAGGAGGAUAUGGUUGUGUAUCAAACUGCGGUACAAAUGUAACCAACAAUGGAUCACCGCCGUCCAACUUCAUCUCGGUUGGAUACUAUGAGGAAUUCAACUGGGGCCGCGAAUGUCUAAACAUGCGAGUCUCGGAUCUGCAAGGCAGUUCCUACACUCACAUUCACUGGGCGUUUGCUGGGCUGAACGGUGACUUUUCCGUCAACAUUACUGACGACGGUAACCAGUUUCCAGUAUUUCUUAACCUUACGGGGGUUAAACGCAUCGUUUCCAUUGGAGGCUGGGGAUACUCGACUGAUCCGUCGACUUAUGCCGUGCUCCGCAGUGCCAUGACGGAUGCAAACCGGGAUACGUCUGUGAACAAUAUUAAAAACUUUGUGACUCAAAAUAAACUUGAUGGCAUUGACAUUGACUGGGAGUACCCUGGUGAGCCGGAUAUUCCAGGUAUCCCCCCAGGUCAAUCAUCCGAUGGGCCAAACUACCUCAAGUUCCUGCGAGCAUUAAAGAUUGCGCUCGGUGAGACAACCUCAGUCUCAAUUGCUGCACCAGCUUCCUACUGGUAUCUGAAGGAGUUCCCUAUCCGGCAGAUGAGUGGAGUGGUUGACUAUAUUGUUUAUAUGACGUACGAUCUUCACGGACAGUGGGACUACGGCAACAAAUUUGCACAGGAAGGUUGUCCCGAUGGUAACUGUCUCCGAAGUCACAUCAACCUCACCGAAACAGAGUAUACCCUUGCCAUGAUUACCAAGGCGGGAGUCAACGCCAACAAGGUCGUUAUCGGUAUCUCUGCGUAUGGCCGUUCCUUCGGAAUGACGGACCCGAGCUGCACUAGUCCUGAUUGCACUUUUCAAGGUGAUGUCGAAGGUGGCACGGGGAGCGGGUCAACGGCAGAUUUUGGACGUUGCACUGCUACUCGUGGCUAUAUCUCGAAUGCUGAGAUCUUCGAGCUGAUUGAAAAUGGUGUCGCUAAGGGAUGGUAUGACGACGGUUCCAACUCGGAUAUGGCCGUUUGGGAUUCGACCUGGGUUGCGUAUGAGAGCCUUGCCACCCGCAGCUCCCGGACCAGCUUUUACAAGGGUCUCAACUUUAGGGGCACCAUUGACUGGGCUGUUGACCUGCUCGCCUUUACCGGUGACGAUGGAGACGAAACAGACCCCAACAGCAGUGACGGUGGCGGUACUGGCGGACCCCCCUUGCCGGAUCUUUCUUGCCCUGGCAACUAUACGACACUCGACGAUAUUGAAGCUGCAGCUGACUCGAUGCCAUCACUGUGUGCUGCCAUAUACAUGGUUCAGGCUCUGCAAACUAUUUACAACAAUGCCAUGAUUCAGUACAAUUCCAUGAUGACGAACGGGUACGACUCAAAGUUCCAAAUCUAUGCAGGCGUUGUUGUCGAUCACGCCGGAGACUCUAUGACGCAAAUGAUCUACCAGAACGGAACCAAUUACUUUGCUUGCAUCGUGGCAGAGAUGAACUUUUGUUGUUCUGUCUGCAAUUCUGCAAAUCGCGGUUGUGACUAUUGUCGUAAUGACACCACGGGCUGUACAAAAGUUUGCAACCCCCGUUUCGGUUGUUCUGAAGAACCCGGGCUCGGCGAAGCAGGCUUGUUCGUCCGUGAAGUUGAACCCAUACCUGGAUUCUCCCAGGAACCCGAGCCGUGCCCGCCUGACUAUUCAAAGCACGGCUAUGGUGAAACUGACAUAAGCGGGACCCCUUCCACCUCUAUCUGGUGGAGUUUCCAAAACGACAACACCACGGCUCAGUUUUAUGCCGACCUUUACUCCCAGACGGCUAUUCCAAAGAACAAGACGUCAAUCCAGACCCACGUUCGCACUACCAAUGAUUGUCCGCCAUCGGCGUCUCAAGGUGACGGUAAUGACUGCUGGAACCUUGGUGUAGAUUAUACCAUGCCAUACAUCAACAACUAUACAGAGGCCGAUGUUAUCAACCCUAAGGACGUUGUCACGAAGGCUACAUCCAGCGCAACCAACCUAGAAGGUCAGAUUAGCGAUGUCCUCGAGUGGAUGCAGGGUAUACUAUAUGAUGGUGAAUUCAUGGACGUUGUCGAUACCAUCUCUAUCCCCAUCAUGAUGAUCAACUCAUCCAUUACAGAAAUGGCAACCAUUGAAAGCGUCGCAGAUGAGAUUACCAGAGAAAAGCGUAUGGAAAUAAUCUUGGCCUUCUUUGGUGCUAUCCUGUUCCUGGUCCCUAUUGCCGGGGAGCUCCUUGGCUCUGUUGCAGAACUUGCAGAGAUUGGAGCCAUCGUCACUGCUGCUGGAGAUGUUGGCAAUGUCGCCUUUGACAUUUAUUCCGUCGCCAGCGAUCCUAAAAACGCGCCUCUCGCCAUCAUGUCGGCCAUUUUUGACCCGUUGGCUUUGCUGGAUGCUGCUAAGGUGGCUAAGGCGGCUAACAUCAGGAGAGGCAUGUCUGCUGGGGAUAUUUUGAAGCUGGGUGACCAGGUUAAACCUGUAUUAGACAAGAUUGGCUCCAUUAAGUCAAAGUCUAGCUGCAGUUUCAAAAGGUAA
Talaromyces proteolyticus is the source of this 3930-nucleotide messenger RNA. RefSeq lists its product as uncharacterized. The record is from RefSeq and is a predicted model, not a curated record. The transcript has 2 exons. Gene Ontology annotation, molecular function: chitin binding; hydrolase activity, hydrolyzing O-glycosyl compounds. The coding region runs from base 1 to 3930 and encodes 1309 amino acids. NCBI's taxonomy places the organism in Eukaryota, Fungi, Ascomycota, Eurotiomycetes, Eurotiales, Trichocomaceae. Gene Ontology annotation, biological process: carbohydrate metabolic process.